GGAACAUGAGCAGGUAGCAGGACGGUGCCGCCUCCCCCCGAAGUGAGGACGGUCCUUCCCCACUUGGACAACCUGCAUGCCGGCAUUAAGUUUGCACUCAAGCGGCUCACAGCUCAACUUUGUGACCGCACUGAAGCCAUCUUUUCUCGGGCUCUGCACCUCCACGACACCCCCGGAAAGCUACCAUGUGACCUGGACUUACCUGGACGGGACGCUCGCUAACUUUUAGUUUUUUGAAGACUAGUUUGGAUAAAGACAAAUAAGCCUAAAUAUUCAUGAUGUGCACGAGUAGCAUUUUUCUGUUGGCGUGUUUUGCCGGCUUUGGUUUUGGAAACAUGCAAAAAUGCGACGAAGUGAGCAAAGUUUUCCAACUUCGGCAAAUUGGACCAAAGCAGUUGCUGCCUUUAAGUCCCAGACCAGGCCCCGAUCUUCAGGUGUGUAAGUCCAAAGGGCCGACCUGCUGCACCAGGAAGAUGGAGGACAGGUACCAGAUGGCGGCAAGAAGGGACAUCCAGAACCUCCUUCAGACCUCCAGCUCCAGCCUCAAGUUUCUCAUGGCCCGCAACGUGGCGGCUUUUCAAGACACAUUUGAGGUCCUGCUGAGGCAGGCUGAGAACCGCACCAUGGCCUCGCUCCAGGAGUCGUACGGCGACAUGGCCGUUCAAGUCCAGGAUCCCGUGCAGGAGCUCUUCACCGAUAUCGGCCUCUUCCUGCUGGGCUCCGAGCUCAAGGUGGAGGACGCGGUUCAAAGAUUUUUCGAGGCUCUCUUCCCGCCGGUUUACAGUCGCCUGGUCAGCCCUGCCCCGGGUCUCCUGGCAGAGGGCUACGCCGAGUGCGUGAGUGCCUCGGCCCGCGAGGUGAGGCCGUUCGGCGCGGCGCCCGGCUUGCUGGCGGAUCAGAUCGCUCGCUCCGGGGUCUCUGUCAAGGUGCUCCUUCAAGCUGUGCACCUGGGCAUGGAGGUGAUAAACACCACGGACCACUUGAUGCUGAGCCGCGAGUGCAGGAGGGUCUUGUUGAAGAUGUUGUACUGCCCACACUGCCAGGGGGUGACAGAGUCCAAGCCCUGCAUGGGUUACUGUCUGAACGUGAUGCGAGGCUGCCUGGCCAGCAUGGACAUCGACGUCCACUGGAGGGACUUCGUGCGCUCGCUGGAGGGCUUGUCAGCUCGGAUGCAGGGGCCGCAGGAUUUGGAGCAAGUGCUGCUGGGAGUUGACACGCUGCUCCACCACGCUGUCGGACACGCUCGGAGGAACGCACCUCGAGUCUCGGCACAGGUGCACCAAAUGUGUGGCCUCCCCAGCAGGAAGGAUGUGAAGACAGUCAGCAUCCAACACAGCAGGAGAGAAACCACCCGCCCUAAAACUGCCACCAUGUCAGGAGACUCACUUGCUGUCAGGAGAAGCGACUUCCUAAACAGUCUGCGCCUGUAUCGCACUUACUACGGUGGCCUGGCGGAUCAGCUGUGUGUGAGCGAACUGGCCUCCGAUGACGGGCUGUCCUGCUGGAACGGAACAAACAUCGUGAAAAGCUACACUCUGCGCGUGGUGGGCAACGGCGUGAAGGCGCAGGCCGCCAACCCCGAGGUGAAAGUGAGAGGAGACGACGCCGUGAUCCACCAGAUCAUUGACAAACUCAAGCACAUCAACCAGCUGCUGCAAGGAAAGUCCAUUCCUAAACUGGGGACCUUAGACCAGAUCGAGACCGGAAGCGGGGACGUGGAAGGACGAUACAGCGGUGACUGCGACGACGAAGACGGCUGUGACGGGUCGGGUGGUGGCAGUGCCAAGAAGAACAUCCUGAGAGUAUCUAAAGUGAAUCCAGACGUGUCCAGUGACCACAACCACAACCACAACUACAACCACCACCACCAUCACCAUCCGUCCACAGAGCAGGUGACGGUCCCAUCCGGCGGCGCGGGGGCUGACCGGAUCCGCCGUCGUCAUGGUAACGACGUGGCUCCACACGCUCUUCCUGGCGCCGUAACGGUUCGACUCGGACCUGGGGACUUCAUUCUGAUGUAUUUAUCAGAAAAGGACAAACUUUCAGGGCGCGACAGCAGAAAGACACAAAGAGAACAAAGGAGGUGUGCCAGAAUAGGUUUGGCAAAAUAUUUUUUUUAUUCAACUCCAAACUGCGGCUUUUCGGUGAGUAGUAGGUGACCUUGGUCCGGGUGCAGGGUUCUUGGUGAGUAGUAGGUGACCUUGGUCCGGGUGCAGGGUUCUUGGUGAGUAGUAGGUGACCUUGGUCCUGGUGCAGGGUUCUUGGUGAGUAGUAGGUGACCUUGGUCCUGGUGCAGGGUUCUUGGUGAGUAGUAGGUGACCUUGGUCCGGGUGCAGGGUUCUUGGCGGACAUGCUGGUUGAUCGUCUGGGAACAACCCGCUCAUGACUAUUUUUAUUUUGUAUCAACAACUUUGGCUUUUGAAGCCUGAUUUAAGUCAACAGUGACUAAAAUGUAUUUUAUAAACUCAUUCGUUUCGUACUUUUGCUCAGAAGAUGUCUGCACAAAAUAAUCUACUGUAACUUUUAGAGGGGCCAAAGUGUUAGGAUAUUUUUUAUUUUUUAUGACUACAUUGUUUUGUAAAAUAACUUGAAUUAAUAUAUGGUUGGAAAACAAUUUACAGAAAAAAAUGCUAUAAAGUGGUCAUAUUAUGAUUUUCAAUUGCAUGUAAAAUAGAAGUUCUUGUCAACACUCAAAUAUUACACUGAAUUAGAAAUUGUACUCUUAAUUUUAUUGUAUUCAAUAUGUUUUUUAUGAUAAUAAAUUAAUACAUUUUUCAAGAAA
This is a messenger RNA of Nerophis ophidion (straightnose pipefish), 2782 nucleotides long. RefSeq names its product glypican 5a (gene gpc5a). NCBI's taxonomy places the organism in Eukaryota, Metazoa, Chordata, Actinopteri, Syngnathiformes, Syngnathidae. Gene Ontology annotation, cellular component: plasma membrane; cell surface; extracellular region. Gene Ontology annotation, molecular function: protein binding. Gene Ontology annotation, biological process: cell migration; positive regulation of canonical Wnt signaling pathway; regulation of protein localization to membrane. The record is from RefSeq and is a predicted model, not a curated record.